This is a messenger RNA of Rhizopus microsporus ATCC 52813, 734 nucleotides long. RefSeq names its product BTG-domain-containing protein. Gene Ontology annotation, biological process: negative regulation of cell population proliferation; negative regulation of mitotic cell cycle. Gene Ontology annotation, cellular component: cytoplasm; nucleus. The record is from RefSeq and is a predicted model, not a curated record. The transcript is spliced from 2 exons. The coding region runs from base 25 to 579 and encodes 184 amino acids. NCBI's taxonomy places the organism in Eukaryota, Fungi, Mucoromycota, Mucoromycetes, Mucorales, Rhizopodaceae.
CUUUUGAACCAUUUUGUACAUAUCAUGCAUAUUGAAAUCGCACAAGCUGUUGAAUUUCUUGGUAGACUUUUGCAAUCAAAAGUAGACCAAGACACAAUAAACGCUUUUAAAGAAAAAUUAACCGAACUACUAAAAAUUCGUUUUCAAGACCACUGGGAUCCUCAACAACCAUAUAAAGGAAAUGGCUAUAGAGCGAUUUCUAAUUUCAAUGGACAACUUGAUCCUAUUCUUACCUUGGCCUCUGCUGCAGUACCCAUUCAACCUUCUUGUAUUCAUGCUCAUCUUCCUCGUGAUUUCGUUUUAUGGAUUGACCCUUUCUCUGUCUCUUACCGUGUAGGAGACCACGGAAAUAUUAUGACAUUAUUCGAAGACCGUUCUCGUGGUAGAAUAACCUUAAAGAUGAAUCCUGUUAGUCCCAGUCACUCACCUAUGCUACCUUAUGUUCAACCAAGAAUAUCAACACCUAUUCGUAUCUCACCACCCAACAGUCCAGACAAUAAUGUAUUAAAGAUCAAUCCUCCCUCUAGUUCAAAGAAAGAUAAUGAAGAAAAAUCUAAAGGCUUAGUUUUGGCAAACUAAGUCCAAGGGUUAAAUAGGAGAGAGAGAAGGGGGAUAUGUAUACAGAACACAUCAUAUAUAUUACACAUAUAACAACACAUACACUACACAUAUAUACAGUUUUGUAAAUUUUUUUUCUCUUUAUUCAUCAUUUUUGGAAAUACAAUAAACAUUAA